AUGAAUCUGUGGUGCCCGCGCCAGUAUUACUGCCCGACUCCCGACAAAUGUGUGAGCUCGUUUGGUGACGCAGGGGGCGGUUUUGAUCCUCUGCUAUGGGGACCGCAAUUCGUCGACGAUGCAGGGCGCCCACGAGUGCCUUUACCGACCAACACGUGGUGGCAGCCUUUCGUUUUCCCUCCAGGCAAGUCCGUCGAGAUCUGGGAGGCUGAGCUGUUCUCCAUGGAGGACAGGACUGCAGAUGUCAUCCAUUUGCCUGAAAUGAUGUUGUUGGUUGCGGUUCUUCAUUCAGGCAUUGGCGAACAGCAUGUAGUCAACAGCGCACCGUACCUCAUCACCAUCGUAACGAAACCGAAAGGUCGGACAGAUUUAGUCGGCGACAGAGCUGGUUUGCAAAUACGGGGGCCAUACACUGUUGUCGACAAUUCAAGCGACGGUGGAGUGUUCGGCUACAGACAAAGUAACGGCCCCAUUGGAUACGGCUUUUUCUUCGGCGUGCGACUCCGAGACUAUGGUGACUUCGUCAAGAAGCACUACGUCAGUGAUUACUCGCCACUCUCCGUGACCAAAGCCUGGGAGAUUGUGCAGUUCCCGGUCGUGUGUACGCAGACGAUCGAAGCCCACAUCGUCCGGGGGAGUCCGUGGCUUACAAUGGAGCUUCCGGCUGGACAUAAACUGCUUCUCGAGACGCUGGCGGCGGACUUGUUUAGCGGAAAAAAGAACGCGUUACAGAAGAUUGUCAAUCUCUCCGGCCUGCCGACGGACGGCAACCUUGCUUGCUCCUCUCUUCUACGAUCUGCAAUCCCUACCGAUGCUCUCGAGCUGCAUCUUUCCGACGGCACACUCUGGCUUCUCGUACUGGACCACAAAAUUCAGAUGACGUGCGAAUCUUCGACUACUCACGACCGGUUGAUGUCCUCAAGGAGGCUGGAUAGACCGAUCGUAGCGCGGCUGGCCCUUGCUUCAGUAUGCCGUCAUCCCCACGUGUGGGGAGAAGGCGGGUCUGGAGCGAUGGUCGGGGUCGACAAGACUUGCCCCCAUCAGGAAACCGAAAAGAAGAGUUCCUAUCGCUGGAGGCUCAUGUCUCUCGUAAACAAAGUUACAAAUCGCCGGCUGGACGAGGUGUCGGACUACGUAAAUCAAAGGCGGCAACUGGAGUUGCUAUCGACCGACGAACGUUGGGGUGGUUUUGAGCUACAGACAGUGGCGUGGAAGCCAGAGGCAAUGAUUCCCGCAUUGAGAAAUAUGACUGUCCCAGCCAAUGCAGUUGUAAUCCCUGAAGGGUUCUUCCGGGGCGACGGCAUCGGUGUAACAGGCGACCUAUACUACUGGCUUGCAGUCCAUUUCUUGAGCGUUCAAGGUGGCACUAUCGUCCUACUAGGCGGCAUGAACGGGGAAGGGAAAACAAGGGAGUUCCUCAGGAGCCUCUUCAACAUCGAUCUGGAACCGGCAGGGUUUUUCUCCUACGAUGAUGCGGAGAGCAUUCCACAUCAGACACAUGACAUUUACGAUACGCCACCGUACGAAGAAGACGAAGGGAUCGACGAACUCCUACUACCAGAAAAUAUGCCUAAGGAGCUUCGGCGGCCAGUGGCACUGGUCGAAGAUCCAGAUAGCGGGACGGAAAAGGAGGGCCCGAGCAACAAUAAGGUGGAAGCGGUAUGGACUCCUUGGCACGGCUGGCCUUUUGCUCCAUAUUGUAGGCCAGGCUCCGCGGAGAAUUCGUGCGAGGGGGCAACCAAUGCUUUUUUCUACCGCGGACAGGGAGAGUCAGGUGGCCAUGAAGUCAUCAAUCGUUCGACAAUAUCCGAAGUGGUUUUAGGUUUCCUCGAGGUAGCACCAUCGGCUUCCGAAGGAGUAUGCACUGCAGAGCACCAGAAAUUGAACCUCACUUGCUCCGUUGCUCUUUCACGCCUGGGGGCACAGCAAGAUUUCAUACACGAGAUGAGUUCAACGCUAUUGGAUGAAGACGGUUUGAUGGAUACUGAACGUCUUCGGCGUUUCCUGCGGGGAACCAAGGUGGAACACACACAAAAUAUCGGAGAGCCGACUGAAGAGAUUAUCGACGAACAGACAGAGACCUCUAGAGAUGCACUUUUGCGUCACGCCCUCUUGUACCCCACGAAGGGCGAAAUCAUCCUGAGGACGUCGCCGGUGGAUGAGCAUAUCACCGUCCAGAAUGCCAAACUGACUUACAAGUUUCUAUCCUAUCCCCUUCCCGAUUAUGAGGCGCACUCUCUGUACCCUCCCGACGUUCACGUGAGCUCGGGCAAAACAAUGGAUUUGCGGCCUUUAUGGGAUCCACACCGACUAAUUGUCUACAUGCACGAUGUACAACAAAUAAUAACAAACGAAGGCUCCCUGACAUCGUGUUUGAUCACGAGCCACGGGACCCCGGCAUAUCUGUUAGUGAACUUGGUAGAAAGCGGGUUGGGAGAGGUCCUGAGGAGGAACGAGACUGGCGACUACGAGAAUAUUGUUGAGCGUAUCCAUCCGCAAUGGCAGAACAUCUUAAGGUGGGCCAUCCGGCAAGAUCUGUCAGGGCCUACGAAGCUGGACAUUGUCGAGCUGGAGAGAAACGCGGAUGACAUGCAAGAAUGGGUUCGACUGAUGCAUCGUUACGCUAGUAUGGUCCUGACUGCGAACACUCUCGGCAUCCGUGGGGAACGCGAGAGGGCGCUAGAUUUUCUUCGAAUGGGUAUCGAGAAACUUCUUGGCGCUCAGUUCGAAAACGUGCUUCUAUAUGACACAACUUGGGCGGGCGUCACCGGGUCCGAGCUGGCAAGCGCCUGCCCGGCACUACGGAACAGUGCCGUAGAAGCUGGGGCAGGUCUGUUCUACGGCACGCACGCCUUCCUAGGUUACAUUGUCCACAUGGCUGCAGUAGUUGCAAAGUUUGAUGCGGGGUGGCUAAACAAACGCCUACGUAUCAACACUCCUUAUGGCAUGAAAAAUCCGAAACUUCACCACGCGAUCCUUGGGUUGAUCCGCAGCUUUGCCACGCCGUCCUUCCUUCGUACAUACCAGGACUCCUCCGUUGCGGCGAGACUUCAGCAGUUUUUUGUGACUGCAAGACACAAAGAUUGGUGGUUCCUGAAUUCCUACAGUAGUGGCAUUCAGCAACCCGACGCCUUGGGUCCGCAUCAAGAGAGCAGCAGCGAGGCGGCCUUCGCGUAUUGGGCUGUUGCUAUGUACGCCAAGGUGACUGGAGAUCAGCAACUCGAGCAGUGGGGUAGGGUGUUGGCAGCAACAGAAAUCUACGCGGCUAAUGCAUAUAUUCACCUCAAAGAAUGGAACGAGAUCUACCCCCCCGCAGUACGGUAUCUUGGAGCCAUUGGGAGACGUCAUGAGACGGCUGCGGUCUUUAACACCAUUGAAGGCAACGAACCAUUCAAGAUAUUCAGCAAGCAGGUCGUUCCGUUGACCCCUUUCUCUUUCGAGGUGAUAGAUUCCGGCUGGGCUCUCUGGAUGACCGAGCGCUGGCGAAGAGCAUGUGUUCAAAAUGUAUCGAAGUGUUUCAAGGAAUUCGGUGACAUUGGUCUCACACACAUGUCACUCUUCACGCAAAAAUGGACGGCCGAGCACGGCCCAGAAGGCGUUGAUACAGAGAUGACCAUUUUGAGCGAGAUCGAGCAUGCCACUCAACAGGUGCUGCAUAUCAACUGCUUUCAGAUCAAAAGCUUUGACUGCGGGGUCCACACACUAUCAAAUGCACUUCUGUUCGUUGCCGUCGCGCAUGCGCUAGGAGGGGCGUCGACUAUCCUAGACGUGGAGGAUGGCAACGGCCGGUAUAGGAUAUACUAA
Messenger RNA from Besnoitia besnoiti, 3804 nucleotides. RefSeq lists its product as uncharacterized. Bases 1 to 3804 code for a protein of 1267 amino acids. The transcript is spliced from 29 exons. Lineage: Eukaryota; Apicomplexa; Conoidasida; Eucoccidiorida; Sarcocystidae. Gene Ontology annotation, molecular function: endo-1,3(4)-beta-glucanase activity. The record is from RefSeq and is a predicted model, not a curated record.